Molecule: messenger RNA, 2327 nt
Organism: Prosopis cineraria
Lineage: Eukaryota; Viridiplantae; Streptophyta; Magnoliopsida; Fabales; Fabaceae
Exons: 2
Coding region: 387-2096 (569 amino acids)
Biological process (GO): protein ubiquitination
Cellular component (GO): cytoplasm
Molecular function (GO): ubiquitin protein ligase activity
Source: RefSeq, a predicted model, not a curated record
UUUGGAUAUGACGGUGAAGGAACAAGGAAGGAAAGCUGAAACUUUGGCAGAACAUCAUGAUUCAUGAAUAGCGAGUCUGCUCUGGGGUGUGCAGCGUGGGCUUGACGAGACCAAGUCCUGGGAUGAGGGUCUGGUAGGGCACGUCCCUCCUCCUCAGCAUUCUCAGUUUUCGUCAUCUAAUAUUUCACCGAAUCUAAAAAGGGGAACUCAUCUCACUUAACGAGUUCUCUGUUAAGUCUUAGUGCCCCAAAUUUGACCCUAGUUUCGUUGCACUUUCUGGAUUCAACUUCUGCGUGGUUGUCAAAUCUUUCAAGAUCCAAACCUGCUGACUCUUGUCAUUUUUGCGAGCUACUUAUUCUGCUGGUCGCCUUCACCGUCUUCCUAAGAUGUCUGCAGAUUCUGAGGGCACUUCAUCUGCAUUAAAUCAGUCUAAUUCUCAGGUUUUUGAGGACACUGCCCUGCUAUUUGACCAUCCUUCCCAGACUGCAUUAUGUGCUCUCUGCCAAAGGGUCCUAUCACGUGAUAUUGAGAUAACGAAUGAUCUUGCACCCAUUGGUGUAUGUGGUGAUUGUAAAUUUUUAUUACUUGAAGAUUUUGGGACCCAUUACCAAAACCGUCAAACAUUGCAUAGGGGAGGAUCCAGGUACAGCAGUUCUGAAUCAAUUGAGAAUGGUUUGUCAUAUCAGCUCCCCAGCAUGGCUAAUUCUGUGAGACAAAAUCAAUCCUUUGCGUCUGAGGAGGAUGAUUUGCUUGUUGAUGGUGAUACCCCCUUUUGGUUAUUGCAGCGUGCCAGUACCCAUACUACCCCUAGUGAGUCUCUAAGAUGGAGGCGGGUUUUAUCUGAUACCGAUAGUGAUGGCUUUGAUAAUUGGAGUUCUCUUUAUGGUGAGAAUGAAUCAAAUGCAAGUGUUAGGCGCUACAGAGUCCCCAAUGGCGAGGUUGAUUCCUUCUCUUUCAGUGCUUAUGGAGGUGACUCUGAAGUGUCUAUGGAUAGAUAUAGUCUUGUAGGUACAGGAAUCUUAAAUUUACAAGAUGAGGGAGAUGAGUUUGACAGUGACACUGAUAUAGAUCCAAUGCAUGCUGCCCUUAGCCAUUGGAAUUCUGAUGAUAUGGAGGAGGAGGAGGAGGAGGAGGAGGAGGAGGAGGAGGAAAGAGAAUGGGAAGUUGCUGGGGCUGAGGAAGCUGAAGCCACUGCCCGCCUUCAAAUAUUUUUUACCUCAAGCCCAAGUGAGACAAGUGGCCCCAUUAAUUGGGACCCACAGUUUCAUUUUCCUGAGUCUGAGGAAGUAUUAAGCAGCAGAGUUAGGGAUAGAGGGCAAACUUACACUGAUCACAGCUCCAAUUACUUGGAGGAGGCACGUUCACCUCCUUUUGGUACAACUUUUGGGGAUUAUCUUGAUGCUAGACAAUUUGAAGAUCUACUUGAGCACCUUGCUGGGAAUGACAACUCAAGACGAGGAGCACCUCCUGCAGCAGUGUCUUUUGUACGUAGUCUGCCCCGUAUUGUUAUAAGCAAAGAACAUGAGAAGUAUGAUGAACUUGCAUGUGCCAUUUGCAAGGAUGCUUUGGCCACAGGCACUGAAGUAAAUCAACUUCCCUGCUCUCACCUUUUUCAUGCUUGCUGCAUUUUGCCAUGGUUGAGUGCACGAAAUUCAUGCCCCCUUUGUCGUUAUGAGCUCCCAACAGAUGAUAAGGAUUAUGAGGAUGGAAAGUGCAAUAUCAACAUUAGAAAUGAGAUCCAUGAAGUGCAGCAGCUAGAUGUGAUGAGUGGUAAUUCUUUUGAUGGAGCUGAAGCUAAUGAAGAGGAUGGUACUGAACAAGGUGGAUUGCAGCAAAGCGAGCUCGUGAACAUGGUUCCUUUAGAUAAUCCUUCUGUAGCAAGUGGCGGUAGAGGAAGAUGGUUUUUCCUUGCUGCUGCUCCAAUUGUUAGUCUUGUGGGUAUUGUUAUUGUCUUAUGGUUAGGCAACCCUUUAAUUGAAGGUAGUAGACAGCUGGACUGCCACAACUUACAGGGCCAAAAUCAGCAUCAGGUUCAUGUUUCUGCCUCACCCAACCAUGGGGAGGAUAGAAGCAGAAGAUGGUGGUGUUUUUUCUAGGUAUUUACUAUGCAGUAUUAAUGCCUUGACGGUUACUUUUGAUGAAAUUUAUGGCUGAUUCUGUAUUCUUUUGGGGUGAUCACUCGUCAGCUGGUCUGCAUAAGCUGGAGACUUACAAAGAUUUUCCUUGCCUUCAUUAGUGUCAUGCUUAUCCUCCUGUCAACUUUCCAUGUUCUUGCAACGCUUGUAAGUUUUGUGAAUAGAUAUGAAGUUUAAAAUGUUUUCAUGGCA